GAUUGCAGAAAAGCUGAAGUCGAAGUGUCAGCUUUACCACUGCUCUGGCACAUGACAUUGAGCAAGUUCAUCUCAACGCUUGCUUUCUCCAUCAUCAUCAGUGGGAUGAUCACAUUGACCUUCACAAGGUCUGCUGAGAUCUGCUGAUGAAAAUUACUGGCAGCAGCAGCGAGGAAAAUAAGCGGAGGGGCAGAGAGAUAAGAGAAGACGGAGGAGAUGGGAUAUCCAUAACUGAAUUGUGCUUUAUGACCAAGGAAAGGAGCCCAACAACUCGCCUGAAAGGGUGAGUUAUCAUCGAACCAGAGGAGAAUUUCCCCCUUAAAGCCGCUGCAAGAAAGGAACUCUCUAAAAGCUGGUUGUGCUUCGGGCUGCUCUCCUGCUCUCUCUGUCCUGUUCUAGGCUUAGUGGGUGAUGUCACAGCAGCUCUAACCCCCAGGCCCCGGUACCUCUGUAGUUAACAGGCAGGAGCGUUGCCAGCAGCCAUGGAUGACUAUGAUAUCAGGUCUGCUGCCAGCAUUUUGGCGUCGGUUAAGGAGCAGGAGGCUCGCUUCGAGCGGCUCACCCGCGCGCUGGAGGAGGAGCGGCGCAAUGUGUCCCUGCAGCUGGAGCGCGCCAGCCAGCCCGCAGACAGAGUCAGCAUCUGCAACAUUGGCAAUGGCCAGCCCCUGGCGACCGCCUGGCAGCAGCUCGUCCUGCAGAUGAAGGACCUAGCUUGUGCUUCUGACUCCCAUGUGCAUGAACAAAGCCCCAGUAACCAGACCUCGAUAGCAAUGAUGCAAGAACCUCAAGAAAUGGUGGAAGAGACAGUUACUGUGGAGGAAGACCCAGGCACUCCCACUUCCCACGUGUCUAUUGUCACCUCUGAGGAUGGAACCACAAGGAGAACAGAAACCAAGGUUACCAAAAUGGUCAAGACGGUGACCACCAGGACGGUGCGCCAGGUGCCGCUGGGGCCGGACGGGCUGCCCGCCAUGGACGGCUCGUCCCCCAUGGGCAGCUACACGGACUCCAUCGACAGGAGGUUCCUGAAGAACGGCGAGCGCUACAUCACCCCCCAGGCGUCCUCCACGCUCACCAGGUCCUACAACAGCUACAACGACUCCUACCCCGAGAGCCACGAGGGCCAGUACCGCCCGUACCUGGGCCACGACGGCUACGGGGAGCUGUCCGACGGCUACGGCAGCCUGUCCCGCGGCGUGGGCUACCGGCCCCGCUACGCCUUCGUGCCGGGCAGCGCCUACCGGCCCGACGACGGCAGCUUCACCCUGCCCAGCAGGAGGGACAACUACGCCCCCGUGGCACAGCCCCAGGUGCCCGUGGGCAGCAGCGCUGACCUGAACCGCUCCCAGCCGGAGCGCUUCCAGCCAGAGCCCUACGGGCUGGAGGACGACAACCGCAGCCUGGGAGUGGACGAUGAGGGCUAUGAGCUGGACCCCGACUACUCCACCAUGAACAGGAGGACGUCUGCAGCUGUGCCAGAGAGAGGGAGACCUCACAAGGGAAGGGGCUACGACGACCCCAUGGAGAGCGAGGUGGUGGAGGAGAGGAUCCCGUACCUGCACGGCGGCUACGCGGCCCCGCUGGCCCAGCCCGAGAGGGGCAGCAUGGCCAGCAUCGACCGCCUGGGGAAGCGCUCGCCCUCCAUCGACAGCAUCCGCAAGGACCCGCGCUGGAGGGACCCCGACCUGCCCGAGGUCAUCGCCAUGCUCAGCCACCCCAUCGACCCCGUCAAGUCCAACGCCGCGGCCUACCUGCAGCACCUGUGCUACGAGAACGACAAGAUCAAGAAGGACGUGAGGCACCUCAAGGGGAUCCCCAUCCUGGUGGGCCUGCUGGAUCACCCCAAGCCCGAGGUCCAUCGCAAGGCCUGCGGGGCCCUCCGGAACAUCUCCUACGGGAAGGACAACGAGAACAAGGUGGCCAUAAAGAACUGCGAUGGCAUCCCCGCGCUCAUCAGACUGCUGCGGAAAACAAACGACAUGGAGGUCAGAGAGCUGAUUACAGGCACCCUGUGGAACUUGUCCUCCUAUGAGCCCCUGAAGAUGGUGAUCAUCAACCACGGGCUGCAGACGCUGACCAACGAGGUGAUCAUCCCGCACUCGGGCUGGGAGAGCGAGCCCAACGAGGACUCCAAGCCUCGGGACGCCGAGUGGACCACGGUGUUCAAGAACACCUCUGGCUGCCUCCGGAAUGUGAGUUCAGAUGGAGCAGAAGCACGCAGAAGGCUGAGGGAGUGUGAUGGCUUGGUGGACGCCCUCCUUCACGCUUUACAGUCUGCGGUUGGCAAGAAGGACACAGACAAUAAGUCUGUGGAGAACUGUGUGUGCAUCAUGAGGAACCUUUCCUAUCACGUCCACAAAGAGGUCCCCGGAGCUGAUAAGUACCAAGAACUUGAUGCUGGGCAGAGCACAGGCACAGGAGGCUCUCAGAAGAAGAAGAAAGAUGAUGCUGGUUGUUUUGGUGGAAAAAAAGCUAAAGAGGAGUGGUUCAAUCAAGGAAAGAAGAAUGGAGAUCUGGACAGGAAUUUUGAUACACUUGAUUUGCCUAAGCGAGCUGAAGCAGCCAAAGGCUUUGAGUUACUGUACCAGCCAGAUGUGGUCAGGCUGUACCUCUCCAUCCUCACUGAGAGCCAGAACUUCAACACUCUGGAAGCUGCAGCAGGAGCUUUGCAGAACCUCAGUGCUGGCAACUGGACGUGGUCCACGUACAUCCGUGCCACGGUGCGGAAGGAGCGGGGGCUGCCGGUGCUGGUGGAGCUGCUCCAGUCCGACUCGGACAAGGUGGUGAGGGCUGUGUCCAUUGCCCUGAGAAACCUCUCCAUGGAUCGGCGCAACAAGGACCUCAUAGGUAGUUAUGCCAUGGGUGAGCUGGUAAGGAAUUUGCCCAGCAGGCAGCAGAGAUCUGCAAAGAACCUGGAAGAGGAUACAGUGGUGGCAGUGUUGAAUACCAUCCAUGAAAUCAUUACUGACAGCUCAGAAAAUGCAAGGUCCCUGAUCCAGACCCAGGGCAUUCAGAAGCUGGUAGCUAUCAGCAAGUCCAGCCAAUCUGCCAGAGAAACAAAAGCAGCAUCUCACAUUCUUCAGAUGAUCUGGAGCUACAAAGAGCUACGAAGUGCCCUGCAGAAGGAUGGGUGGAACAAGUCCCACUUUCAGUCCGUGUCUGCGGCUCCGAAGGGCUCCAAGGCUCCUGCUGGCAGGUCUGGCUAUGAUGACAGCACGUUGCCUCUGGUGGAUAAAAGUCAAGAUAAUGAGAAGUCUGGGAGUCGUGAUAUGAUACCUAUGGAUGAACUCGGCCCAGAUGGAUAUUCCACCAUCGACCACCGCGACAAGGAGCGCAAGUACAAGAGCAGCGAUCACCAGGGCGACGCCUCGGAGAAGGAGCCCUUGAAAAAUGACACAAAUAGGAAAAACAUUAACAGGAGUAACAGGGCUUCGGUGAAUCUGGUGGAUGCCCGUGACAUUAAACCCCAGCCUGUUGACUCCUGGGUCUAAUUUGCAUGCAUGGGCUAAAGUCCAACCACGUUUUUUUUAAUUGAGGGGGAGAAACAAACAUUGAAUCGACACAGGAUCUCAUCAGUCACCACUGCCAUUCAGACUCGGAGGGCGCUGCAUCCCUGACGGGCUGCGGGCUCUGCAGGUGCAGGAGGGUGUGGGAGAACCCCCUGCCAUGGCCCGGAGCGCUGGA
Molecule: messenger RNA, 3684 nt
Organism: Empidonax traillii (willow flycatcher)
Lineage: Eukaryota; Metazoa; Chordata; Aves; Passeriformes; Tyrannidae
Gene: ARVCF
Product: ARVCF delta catenin family member
Exons: 24
Coding region: 483-3491 (1002 amino acids)
Biological process (GO): cell-cell adhesion; cell-cell junction assembly
Cellular component (GO): cytoplasm; adherens junction; plasma membrane
Molecular function (GO): cadherin binding
Source: RefSeq, a predicted model, not a curated record